GUAUCACUCCCACCUCCUCAAAGCCAUGAGGAAGGAGUGUUCUCUUUAUGUGACUAGGCACAGGUUCCAAGUGGGGAGGGGACUGGCUCAGCAUCCGGAGCCAAAACAGGAAUAGAACUGGCAGCUCAGCCUGGAGCAGUUCUGGGCUUUUGGUUCUCCGCAUCAACACAAUCAGCAUGCCUAUGAUUUCUGUGCUGGGCAAAAUGUUUCUGUGGCAGCGUGAAGGGCCUGGAGGACGAUGGACUUGUCAGACAAGUCGCAGAGUGUCCUCGGACCCAGCCUGGGCUGUGGAGUGGAUCGAACUUCCUCGGGGUCUCUCUCUAUCCUCCUUGGGAUCUGUCCGGACUCUCCGAGGCUGGAGCCGGUCCCCCCGCCCUUCCUCCGUGGACAGCCAGGACUUGCCAGAGGUGAAUGUUGGAGACACAGUCGCGAUGCUGCCCAAGUCCCGGAGAGCCCUAACUAUCCAGGAGAUCGCUGCGCUGGCCAGAUCCUCCCUGCAUGGUAUUUCUCAGGUGGUGAAGGACCACGUGACCAAGCCUACUGCCAUGGCCCAGGGCCGAGUGGCUCACCUCAUUGAGUGGAAGGGCUGGAGCAAGCCAAAUGACUCACCUGCUGCUCUGGAAUCAGCUUUUUCCUCCUAUUCAGACCUCAGUGAGGGUGAACAAGAGGCUCGCUUUGCAGCAGGAGUGGCUGAGCAGUUUGCCAUCGCAGAAGCCAAGCUCCGGGCAUGGUCUUCAGUCGAUGGUGAGGAUUCCACCGACGAUUCCUAUGACGAGGACUUUGCUGGGGGAGCUGACACAGACAUGGCUGGGCAGUUGCCCGUGGGACCUCACCUCCAGGACCUCUUCACUGGCCGCAGAUUCUCCAGGCCUAUGCGCCAGGGCUCUGUGGAGCCUGAGAGCGACUGCUCGCAGACCGUUUCCCCAGAUACCCUGUGCUCUAGUCUGUGCAGCCUGGAGGAUGGGUUGUUGGGCUCCCCAGCCCGGCUGGCCUCCCAGCUGCUGGGCGAUGAGCUGCUCCUUGCCAAACUGCCCCCCAGCCGGGAAAGUGCCUUCCGCAGCCUGGGCCCCUUGGAAGCCCAGGACUCGCUCUACAAUUCGACCCUCACGGAGUCCUGCCUUUCCCCUGCUGAGGAGGAGCCAGCCCCUUGCAAGAACUGCCAGCCGCUCUGCCCACCACCAAUGGGCAGCUGGGAACGGCAGCGGCAAGCCUCUGAUGUGGCUUCUUCUGGGGUGGUGUCCUUAGACGAGGAUGAGGUGGAGCCAGAGGAACAGUGACCCAAAUCAUGCCUGGUGGUGGCAUGUGUCCCCUGGCUGCUGCUAGGGGCAGAGCCUCUGUGCCCAAGUGUGGGCUGAAGGCUCCCAGCAGAGCUCUGCAACCUAGAGGGCUCCUGGGAGCACUCAAUUCUCCGUUGUGUGUUUUGCAUGAAAGUGUUUGGAGAAGAGGCAGGGGCUGGGCUGGGGGCGCAUGUCCUGCCCCCACCUUGGGGUUUGCCGGGGGUUGCCCGGGGCCCCUGGGGCAUGGCUACAGCUGUGGCAGACAGUGAUGUUCAUGUUCUUAAAUCAAAAACACCACACACAUUUUCUCCUCAGAUGAUGUGAACCCCUAAGGGGGUUGUUGUGACUGGGCUAUGUGGGGGUGGAGUGGGAGGGAGCCCGGCCACUCCCUCUGGCCUCCCCAUGCCUUGCUCUUCUGUUUCUCUCCUCACCUCUGAGUCUAUGUGCAGUGCUUGAUACAAUCACCCUUGCCUGGGUGGCCUGGCUCCUGCCCUCCUAGAGCCUACGGAUUGAGCCGUCCCCCAAGGGCCCCUUGCCCAGCUGGGCACAUGCUGUGCUUCACUUCUCCAUCGUCUCUAAAUCUUCUUCUUUUUUUCCUAAAGACAGAGGGUUUUUGGUCUGUUCUUUCAGUCGGAUCUUCUCUGGGAGGCACUAGAAUGAUGGAAGCAUGUGCCCUCCACUCUUUUCCUGGCCCCCCUGAUGGGUCCUGGGCCCCAUCCCAGCCCCUCCUAGGAUGUGUGGGCAGUGUCCUGCUGGUUCACAGCCAGCCAGGCUGCCCCAUUCAUGCAGAGUUCUCUUUAGUGUGGGGUUGGAAGAAGAGAUGGCUCUGGUUGCUACAAAGCUAUGACUUCGAUGUUCUUCCAGAGAGGGCCACAAGGGGGCCACGGGGUGGCCAGGCAGUUGUCAGCUGAUGCCUGCCCAAGGCAGGAAUUGUGCCAAUGAGUGACAGUCAUGAGGGAGUGUCUCUCCUUGGGGAGGCAAGGAGGUAGUGCCUUUCUUGGCUGAAUGAAAGGCCACAGCUACAGUACUGCCCACCUCCCCACUCUACUCUCAUCAAGGGUGUUAAUAACCCAUCAGCAGAGGCCUCUGACAGAUCCAGCAUUUCCAAGGACACUGAACAGAUUUCAUGGCUGCAGGCAGGGUGGGUGGCUGCAAAAUAAGGAGCCUUAUAGGCUUUGGCAGGUAAGAGUGCCCAGGGUAAGAACAAGAGCUAACGGGCACAAGCAUUCUAUAUAUGAGUGGCUCAUUAGGUGUUUAUUUUGUUCUAUUUAAGAAUUUGUUUUAUUAAAUUAAUAUAAAAAUCUUUGCAAAUCUC
Cynocephalus volans (Philippine flying lemur) is the source of this 2592-nucleotide messenger RNA. RefSeq names its product family with sequence similarity 131 member A (gene FAM131A). The coding region runs from base 177 to 1277 and encodes 366 amino acids. Lineage: Eukaryota; Metazoa; Chordata; Mammalia; Dermoptera; Cynocephalidae. The record is from RefSeq and is a predicted model, not a curated record. The transcript is spliced from 6 exons.